Messenger RNA from Coccomyxa subellipsoidea C-169, 2898 nucleotides. RefSeq lists its product as hypothetical. Bases 1 to 2898 code for a protein of 965 amino acids. NCBI's taxonomy places the organism in Eukaryota, Viridiplantae, Chlorophyta, Trebouxiophyceae, Coccomyxaceae. The transcript is spliced from 11 exons. Gene Ontology annotation, molecular function: JUN kinase kinase kinase activity; ATP binding. The record is from RefSeq and is a predicted model, not a curated record. Gene Ontology annotation, biological process: protein phosphorylation.
AUGCCGGACUUCGCCGAGGCGCAGAGCAUCAUCCAGGUCACACAAGCUGCCCUCUACCAAAGCAACAACGAAGUCGCCAAGCUGCAGGCUGCGCUGUCAAACAGUGAUGUGCUGAUCAGAGACCUCCGUCGUGGCAAUGCGGUCCAUUGCAGAGACCUCUCCAUUUGCCAGGCCCGCCUCCGCCAGCGAACCCAAAGAGCCGCUGAGGCGGAGGCCGUGCUUGGCGACUACGUGAAGGCGCUUGUUGCGUGCCAAACCAAGCUCCUGGUGGCGGAGAAGCUGCGCGAAGCACAGGACUCUCCACCCAUCCAGAGUCCACGCUGCCCGGCAGAAUUCCCGGAGUCGGAUGAGGAAGUGGAGGAAGCACCGGCGACAGAUGUCCCGGCUGCAGAGGUGCAGGAGCCCCCGGUGGUGGAAGAGGAGGGAUUCCAGGCAUUAACACAGUCUGUGGAGACAACACAGGCUCCUGACGGGCUGCUGGAAGUGCCAGCACAACCUGCAGCCACAGAAGGUGAACAGACUCACGACUCGCCGCUGCCGCCCUCGACCCUGAAUCUGGCCCCUUCACAGGCGUGUGAGCAUGCAGCCACAGAACAACCAGGCCUGGAUCAAUCUCCACCGCGCGCUCCCACGACAGCCGCGCUGCCCCCGAGUUCCAGGCUGCUGGAAUCCUCUCCAGAGUGUGAGCCCCGCACUGCCGCGCGGCCAGGUAGCGCCGGCCUCUGCACCUCUCCAGAGCAGCACAUCGCUGCAGAAGAGCUCCCCUUCAGCCUGGGCCUCCACGAUGCAGCACAGCACCCACCCGCUGCUGAUCAGCUAUCAACCACCCUGGGCCUCUGUGCAGCACCAGAGCAGCACAUCGCUGCAGAAGAGCUCCCCUUCAGCCUGGGCCUCUACGAUGCAGCACAGCACCCACCCGCUGCUGUUCAGCUACCAAACACCCUGGGCCUCUGUGCAGCACCAGAGCAGCACGUCGCUGCAGAAGAGCUCCCCUUCAGCCUGGGCCUCUACGAUGCAGCACAGCACCCACCCGCUGCUGUUCAGUUACCAAACACCCUGGGCCUCUGUGCAGCACCAGAGCAGCACGUCGCUGCAGAAGAGCUCCCCUCCAGCCUGGGCCUCUACGAUGCAGCACAGCACCCACCCGCUGCUGUUCAGCUACCAAACACCCUGGGCCUCUGUGCAGCACCAGAGCACACCGCUGCAGAAGAGCUCCCCUUCAGCCUGGGCCUCUACGAUGCAGCACAGCACCCGCCCGCUGCUGUUGAGCUACCAACCACCCUGGGCCUCUGUGCAGCACCAGAGCAGCACAUCGCUGCAGAAGAGCUCCCCUUCAGCCUGGGCCUCUACGAUGCAGCACAGCACCCACCUGCUGCUGUUCAGCUAUUCACCACCCUGGGCCUCUGUGCAGCACCAGAGCAGCACAUCGCUGCAGCAGAGCUCCCCCCGAGCCUGGGCCUCUGCGCACCUGCAGUGCACGAGGAAGCCUCUGCCGAGCUGCCUGACACGCUCAGCCUCUCCCCUUCUUCGAUGGGUCAUUCUGCUGCCCACGAGCUUCCUUCUACCCUGGGACUGUGUGCAUCCACACAGCGUCAGCCGGCUGCUGCCUCGCUGUCAUUGGAGUGCAGUGACAUCCCCACACGACCCGCGCCUUCCCCGCCGUCAAAGGAACGACAGGAGGAAGACCUGCAGGGAGAAAAUGACAACCUGAGAUUCAAUCUCCACAACGCCAAUCUGCAGAAGGAGCUUGCACAGGCCGACAGGGAAAGACUGGCCAAGGAGAAUGCGCAGCUCAAGGCCGAUCAUGACCGGCGCAAGGGAAUGCUGGCCAACACACAACAGCUGCCCGUCCUCCCACCGUGCGCACAGAGCGGUGUGGCGUGGCGGCACGUGGCUAAGGGCGGCUACGGGGCUGUCAUGAAGGGCUGCCUGCCCGUGGCAAUGAAGAUGGCCCUUGCGGGCCAGCAGGACGUCCUCAUACACGAGGCAAAGGCAAUGAUGAGGAUGAAUCAUCCGCACAUCCUACGGCCGCUAGUCUUGCUGGAGGAUGAGGAGGGGCCGCAGGGCAUGGUGAUGGAGUGGUUUGGGAAGGGCGAUCUGCACACUAUCUCCAGGCGUGGUACCGGCCGCGACACGCUGCCGCUACAGCAGCAGCUGCACUACAUGAUACAGGCCUGCGACGGGAUGAUACACGCGAACGGCAUGGGCAUCUACAACUACGACAUUAAGCCGGAGAAUGUGUUCGUGCGCAAGGACGACAGCAUUGUCAUGGGCGACUGGGGCCUGGCUGUAUACUGCGAGAAGCCUGUCAGCUUCAGGGGCACGGUGGGCUACACGAUGCCCGAGGCCAUCGACCCGGCGCACAAAGUCACCGGUGGCGACAUGGACGCGUACGCCAUCGCCGCGGUGGGGGCGUCACUGCUCUCCGGCAAGCACAGAUUCUUUCAGCUGGAGGCGCUGUACGUGCAGCUGCCGGAGAGUGAGGUGACGCGCGUGCGUGAGGCGCUGGGGAAGGCCGGCCACAAUCUGACCUGCAAGCACCGGCAGCUCGCGAUGGCGCAGUAUAUGGGCUUCAUCGCUCUGGCGGUCCAGUCACCGCGGCAGCUGCCGCCCUGCGCCGACAAGUGGAUCCAGCACAUGACCGCGGCGCUGGCACCUGUGAAGGACCCAGCCUCGAGGAGCAGCUUCAGCCUGGAACACACUCGGCGCGUCGCCAUGGAAUGCCUGGCAGAGCUGAAGAAGGACGGGAAGGAGGGCUGGCGCGGGCUGUACAAGGCUAAGGCGGCCGCACCCGCCCCGACCGCCGCCCCGGCCGCACAGGCCGCACCAGCCGCAGCCUCCAGUGUUGCCAACCUCCCACAGGGCUUCCUGGACAGCCUGUGCAGGCUCAUCGGCUGA